AUGGGCAUUCACUGCAUGGCGAAAUCAUCAAAGAGUUUGAGGAAGCCGAGGCAGAUUCGGCCACUGAAUAGUCGAGUGUCCAACUUGGAGAAGCAGAUUGAAACCCUGACUGCUGCUCUGGAAGGACAGAAUCAGGGAACCUCGGCCACGUCGCCAACGCAUGAAUUUGCGCUUUCUCACCCUAAUUCUAAAUCGUCGCCUGUCGUUCUCACUCCGGAGUCACCCGCAUUUGCUGGCGAACAUGAAAAGGCCGCCGCGACGAAUCAUCUUUGCGGCGACCAUCGUCAACCGCUUCCACGAAGUGCUUCCACCACCGGAGUCCAGCCUGGUCCGAUAUACGGACUGACUUGGCCGCAGUCUGAUCGGAUUCUGUCCCUCUUUAGAGACAGAUUUAUUCAGAAUUUCCCCUUCUUAGUACUGGACGAUCAAAUGACCGCAAAGGAAAUGUACCUCGCAAAGCCGUUCCUCUUUAGGGUCAUUAUGCUAGCGGCAGCACCGUUGCCGAUUCCGAGAGUGACCAAGAUGAAGAGGAAUGUGUUGGCUUACUUGGGCCAGCACAUGCUUGUCGAAGAGGAGCGACAGCUAGAUUUGCUGCAAGGAUUGUUGAUUUGCAUCUCAUGGGCUGAUCUACGGACACUUUUCGACGAGCAAAUCACCAACCUGACGUAUCUAGCUCUGGGAUAUGCACACAACUUGGGCAUCACCAAGAUUCCGCCUUCGCUUCUGCAACAGAUUGGUAUGGAUGAUGCGCCUGAGGACUUGCGACAGACAAAGAAGGAUAUGAUUACGGCCAAGAUGCAUUCUAUCGAGGAACAACGGACCUUUUUAGGGUGUUAUUGUCUCUUGUCGGUCAACUCGACCCUCUUUGGCAGACAGAACCCCUUGAGAAGUCAAUAUGUAGAUCUCUGCUGUGAAUCCCUCAAACGCGCCCGCGAACAUCCCUCGGACAUCUUCCUCGAGCACAACGUACGCCUCGUCCAAAUGGGAGAGAAAAUCUCUGAAGCUUUCGGCGCAGCAAAUGAUCGCGAAAGAGGCAAACCCUAUCUCUUCCUGCUCGACGACCAAUCGCGCGGAUUCCGCGAAGAACUAGACACGCUGAUGGAAUCGCUCGACCGGCAACAAAUCCAGGAUCGCGCCUUGUACGCACACCAGGUUCCUUCUGAAGAAUUCGAUAACUGGGAACGCUUCUUCACACUACACUACAACUACCUCCUGGUGCGGCUCUACGAACCCGCCACAUUUCUCCACGAAAUCCCCGAAGAAAGCGGCGCGCCAUCAACAUACCGCUCACAAUGCCUACGAAAUUGCUUAUUCGCCGCCAAGGCCUAUUUCGACAUUCUCUUCACCCUCCCAGCAUCGCAGUACAUCUACCAAUCCAUCACGUUCACCGAGCAAAUCACCUUUGUGCUCGUCAUAACCACGCGGCUGUUGCUCCUCGAAACAAAAGACUGGGACGUCCACUUUGCCCGCAUGACGAUGAAUUUCCUCUCCGUGGUGGACCGCCUCGUGCAGCGCCUCGAUGCCUCCGAGGCAGACCGGAUCCGCGCAGUGGGCAGGUUCGUCACGGAGAUGGGCGUGGAGGCGACGGCUGCUGAAGUCGCGACGGAGGGAAGAGUGGCCGACAUUGCGAAGAAGAUGCGUUGGAUAAGGAUAUGGUUCGAGAGGAGGGCCAACAAGGAUGGCAUCAGUGCGAGCCAGGUGCCGCAGGAGUGGCCGGUGGAGGAGCUGGAGAAUAGGGGUGCCAGGGCGUUUGGGAUGGGGACGAAUGGGCCUGUUUGGUUUACGGGGUUGUUGUCGAAUUCGGCGUGGAACUUUGACGAUGUGGAGUUGUGA
Pochonia chlamydosporia 170 is the source of this 1833-nucleotide messenger RNA. RefSeq names its product fungal transcriptional regulatory protein. Bases 1 to 1833 code for a protein of 610 amino acids. The transcript has 4 exons. Gene Ontology annotation, biological process: regulation of DNA-templated transcription. Gene Ontology annotation, molecular function: DNA-binding transcription factor activity, RNA polymerase II-specific; transcription cis-regulatory region binding. The record is from RefSeq and is a predicted model, not a curated record. Gene Ontology annotation, cellular component: nucleus. Lineage: Eukaryota; Fungi; Ascomycota; Sordariomycetes; Hypocreales; Clavicipitaceae.